AUGUCGUCGAGCCUCUAUAACCUCGAACCCCCACCGACCGCUAAGGUUGUCCUGAACACCACCUCAGGCGACCUCACCAUCGAGCUCUUCGCGAAGCAAACUCCCCUCGCGUCUCGAAAUUUCCUCCAACACUGUCUCGAUGGCUACUACACCAACACUGUCUUCCACCGUCUAGUUCCAGGCUUCAUCAUCCAAGGUGGCGAUCCUACCGGUAGCGGUCAUGGCGGCAUCAGCGCGCUCGAAGACGGCGAGCUCUUCCAAGAUGAAUUCCACAGCCGGCUCAAGUUCAAUCGGCGUGGUCUACUGGGCAUGGCCAAUGAAGGACCGAACAGCAAUGGAAGCCAGUUCUUCUUUACAUUGGAUGCCACGGCAGAGCUGCAAGGGAAGAACACCAUGUUUGGCAGAAUCGAGGGCGACACGAUUUACAACUUGAUGAAGAUGGCCGACGCAGAGUUGACAGAGGAAGGGUCAGAUCGGCCGUUGUACCCAACCAAGAUUACAGGAGCAGAGGUGCUGGUCAAUCCGUUCGAGGGUAUGGUCGCGAAGGCGAGGGAGGCACCGAGGACAAAGUCGGACGAGGGCAAGAAGGAGGCUAAAAAGAGGAAGAAGCCGGCCGGGAAGAAUGUGCUGAGUUUUGGCGGAGAGGAGGGUGAGGAGGAGGGAGCUACGCCAGUUUUGAAGAAGGUCAAGGCGAAUCCAAAGUUGGUGGUCGUGGAGGAUGCUGAAGAUGUGAAAGAGGCCCCAAGGACGAAGAAGCCAAAGCCCAAGCAGCCGACAACAGAGGAUGAAGCUCCAGCGUCAAAACCUACGAAACCCACAGUCACAGCCUCAAUCCCAGCUCCGGGCGACAUUGAGGUCGAUUCACCACCGCCUUCGCCUGAGACGAGGCGCAACAAGAAUCUAGCUUCAACGAAUGCCGAGAUCGCCGAGCUCAAAGCUAGCAUGCGUCGAACCACAGAUACAAAAUCAAGCAAAACUCAAGAGGCUCCCAAGUCUGCCUUGGAGGCUCUAAUACCGCCCACAAGCACACGCGGGAGGAGAAGAGGGAAAGCAUCGGAGGAGAAGGGAGCAAUGGAUAUGUUCCAAGCAUUCAAGGCGAGGCUGGAGACUCUGCCGAGUGACAAGGAUGGCGACAAGGAUGAGGGCAACGAGGGGAAGAAGGACGGAGCAGCGCUGACGAAGCCCGCCAUGGAGAAAGCAGAAGAAGCCGAUGACGACGAAGCUGCACUUUGCGACCUUCACUUCAUUGCCAAUUGCCAGUCAUGUAGAUCGUGGGAUGAGCAGGAAGACAAGGCAGCCAAUGGCAAUGGUGAUAAGGCCGAUGGAGAGGACGACGAGGAUGACGCAGGCUGGAUGGCCCAUCAGCUGUCGUUCGCAAAGGACACAUUGGGCAAGGACUUGGAGUGGAAGAGGAAGAUGGCGGAGAUCGAAGUCAUUGAUCCGAGGGAGAAGGCGAGAGCUAUUCAAGAAGAGGGCAAGAAGAAGAAGGGUAAGGGAAAAGAUGCGAAGGCCAGAUAG
Zymoseptoria tritici IPO323 is the source of this 1518-nucleotide messenger RNA. RefSeq lists its product as uncharacterized. Gene Ontology annotation, molecular function: peptidyl-prolyl cis-trans isomerase activity. The transcript has a single exon. The coding region runs from base 1 to 1518 and encodes 505 amino acids. Gene Ontology annotation, biological process: protein folding; protein peptidyl-prolyl isomerization. The record is from RefSeq and is a predicted model, not a curated record. NCBI's taxonomy places the organism in Eukaryota, Fungi, Ascomycota, Dothideomycetes, Mycosphaerellales, Mycosphaerellaceae. Gene Ontology annotation, cellular component: catalytic step 2 spliceosome.